Messenger RNA from Solanum dulcamara, 1181 nucleotides. RefSeq names its product tropinone reductase 2. NCBI's taxonomy places the organism in Eukaryota, Viridiplantae, Streptophyta, Magnoliopsida, Solanales, Solanaceae. Bases 50 to 835 code for a protein of 261 amino acids. The record is from RefSeq and is a predicted model, not a curated record. The transcript has 5 exons. Gene Ontology annotation, molecular function: oxidoreductase activity.
AAUUUGUCUAAAACCCAUUUUUCAAUUUUUGUGCACCAGGCUAGUAGUUAUGGCAGCAGGAAGGUGGAAUCUGGAAGGCUGCACUGCCCUUGUUACUGGUGGUUCUCGAGGCAUCGGGUAUGGAAUUGUAGAGGAACUAGCAAAUCUUGGUGCAUCAGUUUAUACAUGUUCACGUAAUCAAAAAGAGCUUAAUGAAUGUUUGAGUCAAUGGAGAAGUAAAGGUUUUAAAGUUGAAGCUUCUGUUUGUGAUUUAUCAUCAAGAUCUGAAAGAGAAGAGUUUAUCAAGACUGUUGCUAAUCAUUUUGAUGGAAAACUCAAUAUUUUGGUUAAUAAUGCUGGUAUUGUCAUAUACAAGGAAGCUAAAGAUUACACUAUGGAAGAUUAUUCUCUGAUUAUGAGCAUUAACUUUGAGGCUGCUUACCAUUUAUCUGUACUUGCACACCCCUUUUUGAAAGCAUCAGAAAGGGGAAAUGUUGUCUUUAUUUCCUCUAUUUCUGGGGCUGCAGCACUACCAUAUGAGGCUGUUUAUGGAGCAACAAAAGGAGCAAUGGAUCAACUCGCAAGAUGCUUGGCGUUUGAGUGGGCAAAGGACAACAUUCGUGUCAAUGGUGUUGCACCGGGGGUUAUUGCAUCUUCUAUGGUCGAAAUGACUAUUCAAGAUCCAGAACAAAAAGAAAACUUGGACAAGCUAAUUGAUAGAUGUGCUCUCCACAGAAUGGGAGAGCCUAAAGAACUUGCAGCAGUGGUUGCAUUCCUCUGUUUCCCUGCUGCUUCAUAUGUCACUGGCCAAAUUAUAUAUGUUGAUGGCGGAUUUAUGGCUAAUGGUGGCUUCUAAUCAUCUAUCUCCACCUUUGCAAGUUAGUCAAAUAAUUAUUCAGAGUAACCUUUUUUAUAGUGGUUGAAAUAGAGGAUUUAUAUCCCCUUAUCGAUCGGCGGGUUGCUUAAAUCCAUAUAGCUCUUGAAAUAAGGGAUUAAUAUGCCCUGAUCAAUAUCGACGGGUUAUUUAAGUUCAUAUAGCUCUGAAAGAAUUUUAAGUUUGACAAUUAGUCAGAAUCAAGAAUAAUUAGUAUAUGUGUUUUUUCGUUAUGAUCAUUAUUGUGUGAUUUAUGAUCCCUUUUAAGGGAAUUUCUCUUUUGAGACAUUUUAUAAGAAUUAGUAUAUGUGUUUUUUAGUUUUGAUCA